GUUGAUAAGAAAGGUUGCUGCAAUGUGCGCAGGUGGUGGCCAUCGUGGCGGGGUGCUGUUCGUGAUGAUCGCCGUCCCCUUCGUGGUGUGGGAGUGGCGGCCGGGGGCACGCCUGCAGUGGGCCAGCGUUUGGCCGCCUGCGACGCCAGCCCCCCGCCGCACCGGAGGGCGGACCAGGACCACGACCCGGACCCGGUGGCGAGCGCCAGCCGGCGGCACGACUACCUGGACCAGCCGGGGCUGCUGGCGCGCUGGGGCGCGCGAUGGGAGGCGGCGCUUGAAGGCGCGUUCGCGUGGUGGGGCGCGCUGUGCGCCAAGUGGCCGUGGUUGGUGCUGCUGGGCGGUGUGGUAGCGGUGGCGGCGCUGGCGUCCGGCGUCCCGUAUCUCGAAAUCACCACGGACCCCGUGCGCCUGUGGGCGAUGGCGGACAGCCGCGCGCGACUCGAGCGCCAGUACUUCGACGAGACGUUCGGCCCCUUCUACCGCACGGCGCAGGUGGUGAUCAAGGCCAAGGGCCUGCCAACCUUUCGCUACGCCCCCUCCAAGAAAGAGAUGGAGUUCGGGCCCGCGUUCAACAAAAUGUUCUUGCUGGAGGUGAAGAAGCUGCAGAACAGUCUGGAAGACCUGGCAGGCCUGGAGGAAGUGUGCGUGGCGCCCAUAAGGGAGCAGGGCAGCGUUCCCAUGCCGGACGAAUGCGCCGUGCUCAGCGUCUGGGGCUACUUCCAGUGGGGCGGGCCGGUGGAGCCGACGGCGGUGUUUUCGGGCUUCCUCUCAGACGACGCAGAGCCCGAGGACGGCGAGGAAAACGAGGGCCUGCAGCCCUUCCACCGCGCCACCGGCGUCGUCAUCACCUUCGUGUUGCGCAACCACGCCGACCCCGAGAAGAACGCCGCGGCCCUCGACUGGGAGAAGCGCUUCCUCGAGUUCAUGGACAACUGGGACGCCAACGAGCGGCCGAACUUCACUGAGGUGUCGUACACGGCCGAACGCGCGGUGGAGGACGCACUGGCGGCCGGGUCGCGCGCGGACGCCCCCACCGUGGCCGUGUCGUACAUCGUGAUGGUGGCGUACGUGGCGGUGGCGCUGGGGCGGCCCGCGCGCAACAUGUACAACCUGCUGGUGGGCGGCGGUGCCACCCUGGGCCUGGGCGGCGUGGCGCUGGUGCUGGGCGCCGUGAUCCCGUUCCUGGCGCUGGCGGUGGGCGUGGACAACGCGUUCAUCCUGGCGGCGGCGGUGGAGCGCGAGCGCGCGCGCGCCGGGGAGGCGGCGGCGGCGCCGUCGCGCAUCGGCCGCGCCCUGGGCCGCGCGGGGCCCUCGCUGCUGCUGGCCUCGGCCUCCGAGUGCUGCUGCUUCCUGCUGGGCGCGCUCUCCGCCAUGCCGGCCGUGCGCGCCUUCGCGCUCUUCGCCGGCCUCGCCCUCGCGCUCGCCUUCGUGCUGCAGUGCUCCUGCUUCGUCGCCCUGCUCACCCUCGACGCCCGCCGCCGCGCCGCGCGCCGCCUCGACCUCUGCUGCUGCUUCCACGCGCCCAAGCCCGCGCCGCCGCACGACGUGCACGCGCCGCAGGAGAGGCAAUGUAUUUCCCGAAAUGAAAAUGAAAAGUCUGCGAGUUUUAGUAGCACCACGAUAAAAGAAAACAUAAAAUUGGAAUGUGGAGAACAAAUUGCAGACUUUGCACAGAGGACGCGCGCCGCCGUGGUGGUGGCGUUCGUGGCGCUGCUGUGCCUGUCGCUGGCGGCGGCGCCGCGCAUGCGCGUGGGGCUGGACCAGGAGCUGGCGGUGCCCGAGCGCUCGUCGCUCGCGCGCUACUUCCGCACGCUCAAGGAGGACCUGGCCGUCGGCCCGCCCGUCUACUUCGUGGUGCGCGAUGGCCCCGACUACUCGGAUCCCUUGGUGCAGGACCUGCUCUGCGGCGGCGCGCGCUGCCGCCCGGACUCGCUCACCGCGCAGAUCCACAGCGCAUCCAAAAAUCCUGAGGAAUCCUACAUCGCCCGUCCAGCUGCCUCUUGGCUGGACGACUAUUUCGACUGGUCGGCCAUCAGCGACUGUUGCAGAAAGGGCCCGAAUGGAACUUUUUGCCCACAUGAAACAUUGAGCUGCAACCCGUGUAAGAUACAACUGGACCCCGUCGUCCGUCGCCCAAUCAACAUUCUAAUCUUCGAAAAGUUCCUGCCCUUCUUCCUUCGGGACAACCCGAGCAUGCAGUGCGCCAAGGCGGGGCACGCGGCCUACGCAAACGCCGUGGUCCUUAAGGGCUCGGCCGUCGGCGCCUCGUACUUUAUGACCUUCCACACCGUCCUGCGCACCUCCGAGGACUACUACCACGCUCUGGCGGCGGCGCGCGACCUGUCAGCCAACAUCACGCGCACCAUCAACAACGUGCUAGCCGCCGCUGGCCGCGCGCCAGAAGAACCCUACGAAGUCUUCCCGUACAGCGUGUUCUACGUCUUCUACGAACAGUACUUGACCAUGUGGACCGACGCCAUUUUCAGCCUGGGAAUAUCCUUAAUGGCCGUGUUCAUUGUCUCCUUCGUGCUGCUGGGCUUCGAUGUAGGGUCCGCGCUCGUUAUCGUGAUCACUAUUACGAUGAUAAUCAUUGACCUGUUGGGUAUGAUGUACUGGUGGGAUAUUUCUCUGAACGCUGUGUCGUUGGUGAACCUGGUGAUGGCGGUGGGGAUUUCCGUGGAGUUUUGCAGCCACACUGUGCACGCGUUUGCCAAGUCGUCGGAAACCACUCGUACUCGCCGUGCGGAAGACGCCCUCGUCAACAUGGGCACGUCCGUGUUUUCGGGCAUCACGCUCACCAAGUUCGUGGGGAUCAUUGUGUUGGCGUUCGCGCAGUCCAAAAUAUUUCAGGUGUUUUAUUUCAGAAUGUACCUGGGUAUUGUUAUGUUCGGAGCGGCACAUGGUUUGGUAUUUCUUCCCGUGUUCUUGAGCUACGUAGGUCCGACGCCCCGACCGCGGACUCCAGCUCCCAAAGACAUCCUCAUGCUCCCGAGCUCUGCCGACCCAAGUGCAGCGGAUCCCGAGGCCAAAGAGUAAACGUGCCCCGCGAUAUUUGCGAAUCGCGACAGAAACGGGUUAAACACUUUUCGUACAGUAUUUGUAAAGAAGCGUUAUCUCCGAUCGUUAACAAUGCUUAACGAAAGUUUUUAUUGUGUUGGUGUGCCAGAAAAUUUCAGUUACCUGCUACGUUAAACUAUUUUAGAUGAGGCGUUUCUAACGAAAAGUUAGAAUUAAAAAUUAUUUUAAAAGACUCGGAAAAUAUUUUGUAUAAUAUGUAUGCAGUGUAUAUUUUAAAAGAGCUUCCGUGGUUCACAAAGAAUUGGCUAAACAACUAAUGCCACAAAUUCGGACUUGUUACCUUCACGUCCUCUGGAACUCUUAGGUCCGUGGGGGGAAUUUAACAGAAUAAUAGAACAUUAUGAAAAUAAGGAGGCCAAAUGAUAUCAUAUUCCUACUGAGGCCCACAAAACUCUGGGAUUAUAAUUUUACGAACCAAAAGGAACAUGUUGAUACUUGAUUCGGGGUUAAGCUUAAUAAGUAUGCCUUAAUAUAUAUUUUUGUAAAGCAUUUGUAAAAAAACACGAUGUAGAAAAACUAUUUUAUAUACCAAUACUUUCGAAUUGUGAUGUGUGAUUUUGAUUAAAUGAAUGAACACAUGCAAUUGUAUAACUGACUGUACACAAGUAAAUAAUAAAGAAUGUCAAAAUUAAAAUGUGAAGAGUUUAAUUCCAAACCUGGUUCCUGA
Molecule: messenger RNA, 3748 nt
Organism: Gryllus bimaculatus (two-spotted cricket)
Lineage: Eukaryota; Metazoa; Arthropoda; Insecta; Orthoptera; Gryllidae
Source: the annotation of a GenBank genome assembly